AUGUCGACUCGUCAAGCGGCCUUGUCGCUCUAUCGACGUUCCCUCAAGCUCGCUCUCGACUGGGCAGUCCACCGUCAUCUUUGGAGGGGCCAGGCCCUAUACAUCAGAUCUCUCUUCGAAGCAAACCGCGGUGUGACAGAUUCGCGGCAGAAAAGGGAGCUUCUGUCCGAGACGGAGAAGCUACUGGCGAGAUGGAAGCACCCAGAGCCAUACGUGCAUCCCACGGCACCCGGGGGAUCGAAGUAUGAGCGUAACCUCCGUGCCCCUAUUUUGGACCCCCCGCGCCAAUUGAAGUUCUGA
Messenger RNA from Colletotrichum gloeosporioides, 300 nucleotides. RefSeq names its product NADH dehydrogenase [ubiquinone] 1 beta subcomplex subunit 9. Lineage: Eukaryota; Fungi; Ascomycota; Sordariomycetes; Glomerellales; Glomerellaceae. Gene Ontology annotation, biological process: mitochondrial electron transport, NADH to ubiquinone. The coding region runs from base 1 to 300 and encodes 99 amino acids. The transcript is spliced from 5 exons. The record is from RefSeq and is a predicted model, not a curated record.